AUGAACUCAACCACUGGAGCGUUCAAUGAGAGCGGCCUCAUUGAGAAUAUGGCUCUCAAAGCUGGAAGUUUCUACGUUGGCUACCCGACACCUGGGUCAUGGAUCAGCAAAAACAUUCAAAGAGCUCAAGACUACCUCGUCAAUAAGACUCGACUUGGGAUUCCGGCUAUCGUUCAAUCUGAAGUAUUCACGGAUUUCUGCUGGUCAAUGCUACGAUCUUCAACUCUCCGAUUGGAUACGCUUGUGCUUGGGAUCCUGAACUCGUCGAGAAAAUGGCUCACGUUGUUGCUCAGGAAGCUGCGGCUAUUGGUGUCAGCCAGAUAUUUACGCCAGUCUCUGACCUCGCCCGGGAAUUGUGAUAUGGAAGGAUGGAUGCCGGCCUUCAAACGUCCGAUUGUGGACGCAGGAGCAUGGAGCAUCAUGUCAGCUUAUCACUCCUAUGAUGGAAUGCCUUCAGUCUCAGAUGCCUAUACCCUAACCGAAAUCCUCCGCGGCGAGUGGGGCCACAAGUACUGGGUCACCAGCGACGCGGGUGCCACCGACCGGGUCUGCACAUAUUUUAAAAUGUGUCAGGGCAACCCUAUCGACUCAGACGCAGUAACUUUGGAGGUUCUGCCAGCUGGCACCGAUGUGGAAAUGGGAGGCGCAUCAUUAUUAGAGGAGCCCCAGCUAGAUCCGCCCGAUGGGGUGAACUCGAGCUGA
Messenger RNA from Penicillium expansum, 702 nucleotides. RefSeq names its product Glycoside hydrolase, superfamily. Gene Ontology annotation, molecular function: beta-glucosidase activity. The transcript is spliced from 7 exons. Gene Ontology annotation, biological process: glucan catabolic process. Bases 1 to 702 code for a protein of 233 amino acids. The record is from RefSeq and is a predicted model, not a curated record. Lineage: Eukaryota; Fungi; Ascomycota; Eurotiomycetes; Eurotiales; Aspergillaceae.